ACGUUUGACCUGUCUCCUGUCUCUGGCCUUGGCUCGUAACGCGGUGCUGCUGUUUGUCAGUGCGUGCUGGCUGUAGGUUUUAAUAAACGUCAACUAGUUCGUGUUCGUGUCCGACAGGCCCGCUUGUAAACUUGGAGCCGUUACUGCGGAGCUGAGCCACAAUGCUGAAAUGUAGAACUGUAUGGAAAAAGCUUGCACCCCUUGCUCGAGCCUCCUCAACUCUUUGCCGGCAGAAUGUGAGGAGAGCAGGGCUAAAUAAUGGCAAAAUACCAUCAUGUGUACCUGCGGGUCACAUGUCCACCGGGCCUGCAGGGGGAGGUAGAGAUAACAAGUUGUACUUUCUUCUGGUUGGAGUGACCUUCAUUGGUGGUGGAAUAUAUACGUACCGAACCGUCAAGGGAGACCACCAAAGAUAUCAGGAGCGUAUUGACGAAAUUUCAUCCAGACCACAUAAACAAGCCGCAGAGGAACCAGCCAUACCCAUCCAAUCAGAGCCUCCUGCCGUCCCUGAGCCAGAACCUCAAGCAGCAUUUUCACCAGAAGAGCCGAGCCCUCCCGCCCCUGAUGCUGAAAUACUGGCCCCCACUGAAACAACUGAACCCCCCCCAGCAGAUGAGCCAGUGGUAGAAGCAUCUGCAGAGGAGGCAGCAGCACCAUCUGCAGCAGCUGUAGUUGAGGAGGCACCAUCACCCCCCUCUGAGCCGUCCCCCGCUGAGUUUACAGAGUCGCCCCAUGUACCUGUUGCGGAGAGUGAAACUACAGCAGCAGCAGCAGCAGCCGAGCCGACCGAGCCUCAACCGGAAGUUGUGGCAGAGAGUGAACCUACAGCAGCAGCAGAAAGCCCCGCAGCCGAGCCGACCGAGCCUCAACUGGAAGUUGUGGCAGAGAGUGGAGACUCCGCACCUGCCUCUCUCCAGUUCCCCUCACACACCCCCUACCUCCUUAUCGGUGGAGGUACCGCCUCUUUCGCUGCAGCCCGGUCCAUUCGAGCCAGAGACCCCGGUGCCAAGGUAUUGAUUGUGACUGACGAGCCAGUCCCCCCAUACAUGAGACCCCCUCUUUCCAAGGAACUGUGGUUCUCUGAUGAUCCCAGUGUGACGGAAACACUGCGUUUCAAACAGUGGAAUGGAAAAGAAAGGAGUAUCUACUUCCAGCCACCAUCAUUUUACAUAAGUGCAGAAGAAUUAGAUGGUGCAGAAAAUGGUGGAGUUGCAAUUCUCACCGGCAAAAAGGUGGUUCACAUGGACGUGAGAGGAAACAAAAUCAAACUGGACGAUAAUACUGAGAUUUCAUACGACAAGUGUUUGAUUGCUACAGGUGGUGUGCCUAGAAGUCUCCAGGUCAUUGAGAGAGCAGGAGAGGAGGUGAUGAAGAGGACAACGUUGUUCCGCAAGGUUGAGGACUUCAAAUCAUUGGAUAAGGUCUCCAGAAGCAUCAAGUCGAUCACAAUCAUUGGGGGCGGCUUCCUGGGCAGCGAGCUGGCCUGUGCCCUCGGCAGGAGAUCAACCGAGUGUGACCUGGAGGUGAUACAGAUGUUCCCUGAGAAGGGCAACAUGGGAAAAGUGUUGCCCGAGUACCUGAGCAACUGGACGACAGAAAAAGUCAAGAAAGAGGGAGUGAAAGUCAUCUCGGAAGCGUUGGUGAAAUCUGUGGUCUGCAAAGAUGAAAAACUAGAAAUCCAACUGAAAGAUGGCCGAUUGGUGAAAACUGACCACAUUGUUGCAGCUGUUGGCCUGGAGCCCAAUGUUGACCUCGCUAAGUCAGCAGGUCUGGAGGUGGAUUCUGACUUCGGUGGCUUUCGAGUCAAUGCAGAGUUACAAGCUAGAUCCAAUAUUUGGGUGGCUGGAGAUGCUGCCUGUUUCUAUGACAUCAGACUGGGCCGCAGACGAGUGGAGCACCACGACCACGCCGUUGUGAGUGGACGACUAGCGGGAGAGAACAUGACCGGAGCCAACAAACCCUACUGGCAUCAGUCUAUGUUCUGGAGCGACCUGGGCCCUGAUGUCGGCUACGAGGCGAUUGGGAUCGUCGACAGCAGCCUACCGACAGUCGGAGUGUUUGCCAAAGCCACGGCCAAAGAUACACCGAAGGCUGCUACGGAGAAGUCGGGAACUGGGAUCCGGUCAGAAAGCGAAACGGAAGACACGGCUGUCAGCCCAGUGGCCUCUCCAUCGCCUGCUGCCCCUGCGGUGGUGCAGAAAGACGAGUACGGAAAAGGAGUCAUCUUCUACCUGAGAGACAAAGUGGUGGUGGGCAUUAUCCUGUGGAACGUGUUCAACAGGAUGCCCGUCGCAAGGAAGAUCAUCAAGGACGGAGAGCAGCAUGUCGAUCUCAACGAAGUGGCCAAACUGUUCAACAUCCAUGACGAUUAAGAUGGUGGUGGCCGGCACUUAUUGUGAGAGGGGAGCGUCCUGUGAAGACUGAACUCUGGCAGCCAUUGCCACAGUCUUUAAGACACAAAUGAUCAUACAUACAAAGGAUUCAUGUUCAAGAUUCUGAGAUAUUUAUAAUAUUUGUAUCCACUGCACCGGUUUUUGUUUGUUUUCUUUAUUUUUCUAUCUAGGAAACAUUUGUCUCAUUUUCCACCCAGCGUGUUGCUCAUGUUUAAAAAUAGAUAAAUAAAUAAAUUAUGGUCAAGA
Messenger RNA from Pseudoliparis swirei, 2639 nucleotides. RefSeq names its product apoptosis inducing factor mitochondrion associated 1 (gene aifm1). Bases 162 to 2372 code for a protein of 736 amino acids. Gene Ontology annotation, biological process: apoptotic process; mitochondrial respiratory chain complex assembly. Gene Ontology annotation, molecular function: protein dimerization activity; NAD(P)H oxidase H2O2-forming activity; FAD binding. Gene Ontology annotation, cellular component: mitochondrion; cytoplasm. The record is from RefSeq and is a predicted model, not a curated record. The transcript is spliced from 21 exons. Lineage: Eukaryota; Metazoa; Chordata; Actinopteri; Perciformes; Liparidae.